Messenger RNA from Phytophthora nicotianae INRA-310, 1782 nucleotides. RefSeq lists its product as hypothetical. Gene Ontology annotation, biological process: intracellular potassium ion homeostasis; potassium ion import across plasma membrane; intracellular sodium ion homeostasis. Gene Ontology annotation, cellular component: membrane. Lineage: Eukaryota; Oomycota; Peronosporomycetes; Peronosporales; Peronosporaceae. Gene Ontology annotation, molecular function: ATP hydrolysis activity; P-type sodium:potassium-exchanging transporter activity; ATP binding. The transcript has a single exon. Bases 1 to 1782 code for a protein of 593 amino acids. The record is from RefSeq and is a predicted model, not a curated record.
AUGGCUCCAGAGUCCCCCAUGGCUGAUCCGCAGCACGCCGAGUUCAAGGCCAUACCUCCGACACCAAAGGCAGGCAGUGAUGCCGGUGGGGGCGAGGAUGAACGCUACUGGGAGGCAUACGUUGAAGUUGAAGACCUUCCGACACGUGCGCCUCGAAGCAGAAUAUCGCCUACCAACCUCGAACAGAGUCAAGGGCUCAGCUCUGCGGACGUCGAGGAGAUUCGCAAGGUGUGCGGGUUUAACAGACUGUCCCCACCUAAGACAGUGCCCGACUACAUCCUGUUCCUGCAGCAGUUUCUCGACAUGUUCAUGAUCCUGCUGUCCGUCGCGGGGCUUUUGAGUCUCAUCGCCUACUUCAUCGACACCUCAACAACGCUGAACCUGUAUCUGUCGCUGGUGCUCUUCGCAAUUGUGAUCGUCACGUGCACCAUCACGUUCCUGCAGGCGCGUUCGACGAGCAAAGUGAUGGAUUCGUUCAAGAACAUGCUCCCGCAGCAGUGCACGGUAGUGCGAGACGGCGUGAACCAGACGAUCCCAGCUGAAGAGUUGGUGGUUGGUGACUUGGUUUGGGUACGCAACGGUGACAAAGUGCCAGCCGAUCUGCGCAUUCUACUAUGUAACAAUCUGAAGGUGGAGAACUCGUCUCUCACGGGUGAAUCCGAGCUCAUUACUAUCACGUCGGAUGCCCAGGAGGACUCGGUGGCUCACUUGGAAUGCAAGAACGUUGUGUUCAACGGCUCGUUGUGCUUCGACGGGUCCGCGUUGGGUCUCGUGCUGAGAAUCGGAGACAAGACAGUGAUCGGUCGUAUUGCUGAGCUAGCGACGUCAACCACCGCGCGUGAGACCAACAUGCAGCGUGAAGUGAAGGCGUUCGUGCGUUUUAUUAGUGUUCUAGCUGUGGGUAUGGCUGGUAUCCUGUUCACGAUUGGAGUUGUUCGCAAAGGAGGCGACGACGUGAUCUCCACCUUCGUCAACGGCUUCUUGGUGAUCAUCGUGGCCAACGUACCUCAAGGUCUUCCUGCCACGGUGACGUCGUUGUUGACGAUCACAGCGAGUCGAAUGGCAGCACGCAACGUGUUCGUCAAGCGACUGGAUUGUGUGGAGACAAUGGGGUCCAUCUCGCUGAUCGCGACGGAUAAGACCGGCACGCUGACCAAGAACGUGAUGACGGUGACGGAUACCUGGGCUGGCGGGGAGCUCGCGGCUCAAUCUACUGGAGAUCGAGUGGUGAUCCAACUGGACGAUAAAACGGAUUACUUGGCAGGAAUGACUCCUAAGGCGGUCUUGGUUCGUGGAGCUUCACUUUGCAACCGUGCAGCACCAGACGCCACGGCACCUGAUAACAACAAACCCACACCGGUAGACCCCAAGGACGAGAAAAUGAUGAGUACAGCUGCACCGCCCAGUCAAAGAAGCUCGUUCAGCCUCUCUCGACUCAGUUUCCAAAGCCAUACAUCAGCACGUGAGCAAACCAAGGCCAAGCGUCAGUACACCGGCAAUCCAUCGGACAUUGCGCUGCUACGCUUUGCGGAUAUGCAUUACUCGUCCGAUAUCACCCGUGAGGAAUACCCGUUGGUGUUUGAGAUUCCAUUCAACUCCACCAACAAGUGGCAGCUAGUGAUCGUACCUGCUCCACGUGAGAAGGCCACACAACGCAGCUUCGACGUGUUCAUGAAAGGCGCGCCUGAGGUGAUCAUCAAGCGAUGCAGCACAAUCCUGUCGGCCACGGGCGAAGAAUUUCCCAUCAAUGAUUCGUUGAUGCGCGAAUUUACCCAAAUGUAG